Messenger RNA from Penicillium brevicompactum, 3594 nucleotides. RefSeq names its product glycerophosphocholine phosphodiesterase. NCBI's taxonomy places the organism in Eukaryota, Fungi, Ascomycota, Eurotiomycetes, Eurotiales, Aspergillaceae. Gene Ontology annotation, molecular function: protein binding; glycerophosphocholine phosphodiesterase activity. The transcript is spliced from 4 exons. Gene Ontology annotation, biological process: glycerophospholipid catabolic process. Bases 1 to 3594 code for a protein of 1197 amino acids. The record is from RefSeq and is a predicted model, not a curated record.
AUGAAAUUCGGCCGCAAUCUGUCGCAAUUCACCGUUCCCGAGUGGAGCGCCUCAUACAUCAAAUACAAGUCCCUCAAGCAACUCAUCAAGGCCGCCGCCGAGCAGAUCAAAGCGGGUCAAGAGCCUGAUCUGGCUGGAUUCUUCUAUUCCCUCGACCGAAACGUGGAAGAUGUCGACUAUUUCUACAACAAGAAGUACGCCGAGUUCGCCCGCCGCUUGAAGCUUCUCGAAGAGCGAUAUGGGUAUUCCAGAGACGGCCGUCACCAGCUGGAACCGGAGGAUCGCCACGACCUCCGGGAAGCGCUGCUGGAUCUACGUUACCACUUCCGACGGUUACAAUGGUACGGCGAGGUCAACCGUCGCGGAUUUAUCAAGAUCACAAAGAAGCUAGACAAGAAGGUUGGCGCACAGGCGCAGAAGCGCUAUCUGGAGACCAAGGUUGAUCCCGCGCCGUUUGCCUCGAAUUCCCGGGUCUUCCAGUCCCAGGACCGCAUCAAUGCUUGGAUGGCGAUCAUUACCGACCAAACAAAGGCGGACGAUAAGAUUGCUGACGACGCAAGCUCGACCCAUUCUUCCCUAUCACUGAAGCGGGGUGCCGCCCGCCCUUUUCUCAACCUGCCCACUAGCGUGCUGACUGCGGUGGAUGAUUCGCUGCGCAAUGACGAUACGCAUGUGCUACUUGAAUUGCUUGAGACGCUGAAGGUCACUUCUGAUGAGGCUGGUGACACGGUCUAUUCUAGGGUCUUGCGGACUUUGAUUCAGCGAUCUAUCCUGCAUCGGUCUCGCGCCGUGUUGGCUUUGUUGAUCAAACGGGUCGAGACCCUUGAAGAGGACGAUGAUAUCAACAAGCGCAAUUGCUUGCAUCGCCUGGUUAUUUCUAUUGGCCGCGACCAGCCCACGACUGAUUCCGAGCCUGCCGCUUCUAUGGUUCUCAAUUUCCCACCGGAGACUACUCGCUACAUCACCCCUGCAGCCCCUCCGACCCUUCAACCUCCCCGGGCUGUGGUCAAGGAAGAGCACAUGUCCCAGCAGUUGGGCCGUGAUGACCCAGUUAUUAGCCUCUUCUCAUUCUUGCUUGACUCACUGCGCCCUGACCAGCGUGAGUUUUUGAUGGCAAAAGACAACGCCGGACGAACCCCGCUACACUAUGCCGCCCAGUAUGGCUUCAAGGCCGUAUGCGAGGUGAUCAUCGAACACCUCUCCGAGUGGGAAAUGUUCGAUGUCAGUGACGGUAUUGACGGCCCCUUGUGGCAGGAUGACGAUGGCUGGGCCCCGCUGCAUCUUAGUGUUGUCGGCGGUCACCCUCAGACCACUCGCUUCCUUUUGGACUCGGAAAAACGCAACGAGGGCUCGCAGGAAAUAGGCAAAAUCAGGAAGCAAAUCUCAAAAUCAAGUGCUGUGCUGGCGCUCGCGACUAAAGCCAAUUUCAUCGACAUCGUUCACCUCCUUGUGGACGCCGGGGUGGAUAUCAACUACCAAGACGAACAAGGAGAGACUGCACUGCACGUUGCUGCCCGCUUCGGCCAUACUGAGUGUGCACAGAUUCUGCUCGACGGCACACGCCACCAAAAGGCAGAUACUGAAUUAGCCGAAGUCACAUACGGCUGGACACCUCUCUUCAUUGCCUGCGUGGAUGCAGCUUUGGAAGUAGCGAAGCUGCUGGUUGCAGCUGGUGCUGAUAUCGAGCGCUUCGAUUCCUCUGGCUGGACAGCGAAGGAGCAUGCAGCCCUGCGCGGCCACCUUGACAUUGCCCGGUGCCUGGCAGAGGUGAGCCCCGGUCCUCCGGCAACCGAGCUAGAUCUUUCCAUUUCCACCCCAAAUACGUCUACUCCAAAUGUCUCCACUCCGAAUCUUACUGGAUCCGAGUCAUCAUCGCCCCCAGCCCAAUCUGCACUUUUUGAUCGCCGAUCGAAUGCGCCUGGUCCCACGUCUGGAAGCUCUGGUCCGCGCAAUGCUGAACCUAUCAAGACAUUUGGACACAGGUAUCUCACCAAUGAGACCAUGAUUUUGGUCAGUCUUGGAACGAUGGACAUGCGCAAGCCGCUGGAGACGGUCAGCCUUGACCGCAUUCCUAUGGAGAACGCCCAUGCCACCCAGCUGGAUACUUCUCUGUCCAUGGUCAUCACAGCCAGCGGCGCCCACGGGGAGCCAGAGGUGAUUGAUCUGCCUGUGCAGGACAACAUUUCCACCGAGCCUAUCGUAUUCCACACCAACGAUCCCAGCAAGGUGCGUCUGCUUUUCGACCUUGUUCCCACCUACGCAGGAUCGAAGGAAAAGGUGGUUGGCCGUGGUGUUGCUCUGCUGUCUAGCAUCAAGCCUACUAUUGGAUCUCACCGAAUCAACCUCAAGGGAGACUCUACCGUGCCGAUUGUUGCUGCAAACACCUUGGAGGUUAUUGGGUCUGUGACUUUCAAUUUUCUCGUUAUUACCCCUUUCACACAUCCCAAAAUGUCCAUCACAGGAAACCAGACCUACUGGCGCUCAAUGAGCUCCACAAUGGUCAUUGGACACCGUGGAUUGGGUAAGAACAUGGCCAGCCGCAACUCCCUACAGCUUGGCGAGAAUACUGUACAAUCUUUCAUCGCUGCGGCAAACUUGGGUGCUUCAUAUGUCGAAUUCGACGUACAGCUCACCAAGGAUCAUGUUCCUGUCAUCUACCACGACUUCCUAGUCAGCGAGACUGGCAUUGAUGCACCUGUCCACACAAUGACAUUAGAUCAAUUCCUCGAGCUGGGCAUGGGUCGCCAACGCACUGGUACAAACGGACAGACAAAGGAGGCACCAGACCUUGGAGCGCGCCAGCGCUCGAUGUCAGUUGGUGGCUCGGAGUACAAUCCGGCCGAUUUGACCGAGAAGAUCAAACACACCCGUGAUUUCAAGAAGAAGGGAUUCAAGGGUAACACCCGCGGAGAGCAUAUCCAGGCCCCAUUUGCCACAUUGGAAGAGCUCUUCAAAAAGAUUCCCGAGCCCGUUGGAUUCAAUAUCGAACUCAAAUAUCCCAUGCUCCACGAGAGCGAGGAGGAGGAAAUGGACACUUAUGCCGUCGAGCUGAACUCCUUCGUCGACACCAUCCUGACAAUGGUCUACGACCUGGGUGGUGGCCGCGACAUGUUGUUCUCAAGCUUCAACCCUGAUAUUUGUCUCCUGUUGUCUUUCAAGCAGCCCUCUAUCCCCGUCCUUUUCCUUACCGACGCGGGCGCUUCUCCCGUUGGCGAUAUUCGAGCCAGCAGCUUACAGGAGGCUAUUCGAUUCGCCUCGCGCUGGAACCUCCUCGGUAUCGUCACUCAGGCCGAGCCCCUAGUCCUUUGUCCCCGCCUCGUCCGCAUCGUCAAGGAAUCCGGUCUCGUCUGCGUUUCAUAUGGAGCACUUAACAAUGACGGCGAGAACGUUGACUACCAAGUUGCGGAGGGCAUCGAUGCCGUCAUCGUCGACUCUGUGCUGGGAAUCACGAACGGCCUCAUCCAACGACAGAAUAAGGGCCUUACCCCAGGUCCCUCGCCCAACCCUUCCGCCAUCAGUGACCAGGCCGCUGAUCUCACCAAGGGUGCGAUCCGAGUCCCUGUUCUCGAGCAGACGAAGCAAAAUAACAUCUAG